Molecule: messenger RNA, 1533 nt
Organism: Rodentolepis nana
Lineage: Eukaryota; Metazoa; Platyhelminthes; Cestoda; Cyclophyllidea; Hymenolepididae
Source: the annotation of a GenBank genome assembly
AUGAUUGGCAUCGAAUCCUUUAAUAAUUUUCGCGUUCUAUACUUCAAAAAUUUCGCUUAUGAGCUACAAUCCAAUGAUAUUGACACUCUUUUGAAACGUCUCGGCGCUGUCAAUACCCUAGUUUUUCCUUCCUGUAGUCCAAAUGCUAAACAUAGAGCCUUGGCAGAAUUCAAAAGUAGUGAAGACUGCUGGAAGAUUAUUAAAUCUUUGCAUCAGCGCGAACUCUGUGGUGUCCGUUUGGCCAUUGAGUUUGGCAACUAUAACCAUCGCAAUCCCCCUUCUUCUAUGUCAGUUCCUAGUAAUGAGACAACUCCUGAAAGUCAUAAUUUCCCAAGGUGGAUUGAAAAACUCACAACUUUGUCAGAUAAAUGGCUGCCAGGUCAUUCACUACCAGAUGUAUUCUACUCGUACCCCACCGCUACAACUGAAAUUCUCACUAAUAUUGUUAGAUGUUUAGCAUCAGUCCCCGCAUUUUAUGUACAAACUCUUCAUUUGAUGAACCGCCUAAAUCUACCAGCCCCGUUUUGUGAUUCGAAUGAAUUUCCCGGUUCACUGCUUGUUCUAACCAAUGAGGAAGUCAAAAUGUGCGGUGCUAAAGGUAAAGUUGAAGAAAUGGAGGUUUCAAGCGGUUCGGAAAGUGAAAUCAGUGAUGAUUCUAUUGGCGAUCAAGUCAGAAGUCACCCAUCAUCUUUAGAACCAAAAGCCAUUCGUAAACCCUCAAAAUUGAAGUCUGGAAUUCUGAAACUGCAGAAGAGAAGAUUUGACUUCCGUGGUAAAGCUCUAAGGCCCACUCCUGUGGUUGCAUUUAAUUCUGAAAAGAUGUCGAGUUCGCCAAAACCGGAGCUUUCGGAUGAGCCCGUGUUCGAAAAGACCCAGUUGCGUUCCACUCCUCUUAUUAAACUACAAAUUAAUGAUGUCGCUCCUCCAACCAGUAAUAGCCAAAGUGAUGUAGAUGCCCAAACUGAAGGCUUUGGUGUUUUUUCUACAGAAGAAAGGACUUCUAACCCUCAAUCCAUCGCAUCUCCAGUCGAAGACAGAUCCGCAAUAAUUCCAUCAACCAGGUCUGAAGUUGUGGAGAUAAGUAAUGACGACGAUGAUGAUGACGAGUUUCUCAAGAAACCACCUCCCCUUAUGAGGGAAGAGUUGGCUGCUGGAAAAGUGCCCGAUGAUGAACUGAAUUCCAACCCCGUCUUCGCAAAAUCGCCUGGUCCGGGAGCGCCAUCUUCCAGACUCUAUGUAAAAAAUCUUCACAAAAAGACUACUGACGAUGAUCUUUGGCUUGUGUUUGGCUCCUUUCAUCGAGCCUACAGGCGGAGGGCAAAAGAUGGACCGAAUCAGUUCUCAAUACAAAUUCUCACUAGUGGACGCAUGAGGGGUCAAGCAUUCAUUGCUUUGGACUCGAUUGAGGUAGCUACUGAGGCUCUGAAUGCUACUCACGGCUAUGUGCUCAACGGGAAGCCAAUGCACGUUCAAUUUGCUCGUGGAGUUCUCGCCAAGCCCGAUUCUAAUAGUCUCAUAAAUGAACCAAACUGA